Molecule: messenger RNA, 1902 nt
Organism: Cordyceps militaris CM01
Lineage: Eukaryota; Fungi; Ascomycota; Sordariomycetes; Hypocreales; Cordycipitaceae
Product: tRNA (cytosine-5-)-methyltransferase NCL1
Exons: 5
Coding region: 1-1902 (633 amino acids)
Biological process (GO): rRNA base methylation; maturation of LSU-rRNA
Cellular component (GO): nucleolus
Molecular function (GO): RNA binding; rRNA (cytosine-C5-)-methyltransferase activity
Source: RefSeq, a predicted model, not a curated record
AUGGGUCCAGGACGUCGCAUGAAGAGAAAGCAGGGUGCACCAGAGCCCCUGUCUGAAGAACACUUUGCGCGCUUGAAAAGAAAAGCCGGCAUUCCUGUUGACGAGGAUGAGCUCGCUGCCAAAACCACAACGCCAAAAAGACGCCGGACUGCCAAGAAGGCUGCGAAUGCCACGAAGAUCAAGAAGCCUCUAAUCGAACCCAAUAUUAGAGGUGAUUCUCCGGUACAGGAGGAUCUCGAUGAUAUAUUUGCGCACGACGCGGAUGAAAGAUUCGGUGAUGGCUUCAUCGGCUCCGGAGACUCUGUCGUUGACUCUGACGAGGAGAUUACCAAGAAGAGAGAGCGAUUCGUAUUUUCUGACGAUGAAGACGACAGUGACAAAGAUGAGGCUUUGACUGCCGCAAACAUUGAGGGACUUUCGAAUAAGCUCGAUCUGCAAUUGGAGAGAGAGCGCGCCGAGGCAGAUGCCGAAGUUCAGGAAUCGGCGCUGCAGACAAAUUUGGAUGGUGACAGGCCAAAGGUUCUGGGCUCCUUGGAAGAAGAGGAGGAUGAGCCAGGAAAGUCAAAUUCACUUCUUGCUCCCGAUCUCCAACUCCUCCGCCAGAGAAUUACGGAUAUUAUAAGAAUUCUUGGAGACUUCGCGAAGCUAGCAGAGGAAGGGCGCUCUCGCGCUGACUACACCUCUCAGCUCCUGGACGAUAUAUGCGCUUACUACAACUAUUCUCCAUUCCUUGCCGAAAAGCUUUACAAUCUUUUCACCCCCAGGGAAGCCUUUGCCUUCUUCGAGGCUAACGAGGCUCCGAGACCAAUAGUUAUCAGAACAAACACCCUACGCACUCAUCGCAGAGACCUAGCACAAGCUUUGAUCAACCGAGGUGUGACUUUGGAGCCGGUUGGGAAGUGGAGCAAGGUCGGAUUGCAGGUUUUUGAAUCGUCGAUUCCUUUAGGUGCAACACCUGAGUACCUGGCGGGUCACUACAUCCUCCAGGCCGCCUCAUCUUUCCUUCCUGUCAUGGCACUUUCACCUCAGCCCGGUGAACGAGUCCUCGAUAUGGCUGCGGCCCCUGGUGGUAAAACAACGCACUGUGCCGCCAUGAUGAAGAACACCGGUGUCAUUGUGGCCAAUGAUCCCAAUAAGGCUCGUGCAAAGGGUUUGAUUGGUAAUAUUCAUCGCUUGGGUGCUAAAAAUGUCAUUGUCUGUUCAUAUGAUGCCAGAGAAUUCCCUCGUGUCAUGGGAGGCUUUGAUAGGGUCCUUCUGGAUGCCCCGUGCUCUGGCACGGGCGUGAUUGCCAAAGACCCGUCUGUUAAGACAAACAAAACGGAGCGCGAUUUCAUGACUCUACCUCAUACCCAGAAGCAGCUUUUGCUGUCGGCUAUUGAUUCAGUCAACCACGCAGGCACUGGCGGUUACGUCGUUUAUUCAACUUGCAGUGUCACGGUGGAGGAGAACGAACAGGUUGUGGCUUAUGCUCUUUCUCGGAGACCUAACAUUAGGCUUGUCGAUACUGGGUUGCCGUUCGGUAAGGAGGGCUUCACAAGUUAUAUGGGCAAGACGUUCGACCCAAGCUUGAAGCUGACUCGCCGUUACUAUCCUCAUACUUACAAUGUUGAUGGCUUCUAUGUUGCCAAGUUCAAGAAAAUUGGACCUACGCCGGCCAACGCGUCUAGGAACAAGGCCGAUGCUGGGGAGCCUAUACUCCCCGUGGACAAGACUCCUGUUGUUGAGUCUGACCUUACAAACAGUGGUCGCGGAGCUUCAGGCGACGAGUUUGGUGGCUUUGAUGAAGAUGAGGACAGGGAAUACAUGGAGCGAGCAAAGAGGAGCGCGAUGCGGCGCCGAGGCAUCGACCCUCGCUCCCUGGAUCGCCCUCGGGGAGAAAGGGAAAGGGCCAGGGCUGCGUAA